Messenger RNA from Aspergillus mulundensis, 942 nucleotides. Its product is annotated as Serine protein kinase. Gene Ontology annotation, molecular function: ATP binding; MAP kinase activity. Gene Ontology annotation, biological process: intracellular signal transduction; protein phosphorylation. The coding region runs from base 1 to 942 and encodes 313 amino acids. Gene Ontology annotation, cellular component: nucleus; cytoplasm. Lineage: Eukaryota; Fungi; Ascomycota; Eurotiomycetes; Eurotiales; Aspergillaceae. The record is from RefSeq and is a predicted model, not a curated record. The transcript has 4 exons.
AUGCCAUCGGCGCUAUUCCUUGGCCAGACUUUGAAAGGCCGAACGGCGCUUUACACCAUUGGAAAACAACUCCAGGACUGUGUCUGGCUUGCGACGAAUGACUCCCAGCAGAAAGUGAUCGCAAAGAGUGUCCGGCACUUUCGAUUACAGAACGAGCGAGAUGUGCUACUUCGUUUUCAACGCCGAACAUCUGCCAUCCGCCCACUUAUUGAGGAGCUGGAAGAUCCUAAUUCCCCUCCUACACUUAUCCUAAAAUACCUCGAUGACGAUGUUCUGAAUGCAUCGAACAAGCAACGGCUUACUCAUCCCGAGGUGGUGUUUGUUGCAAGAAAGGUGCUCGAGGCGCUUGCCGUCUUGCAUGAUGAGGGAUUUAUACAUACUGAUAUUAAACCCAGCAACGUGUUAGUGAAUUACAGUCAGCUUGAUCUUCGUUUUAGAGAUGUUCAGCUGGCAGAUUUUGGAAGCACUGUUCACGUGGAGUCUGUUCAUGCGCAACGUGGGGACCCUAUCGGCACUCCUAUAUUCAGAAGCCCUGAGGCUCACCUUCAAAUGAAAUGGAGUACUGCAACAGAUAUUUGGUCAUUUGGUGCAACGGCAAGUUUCAACCUCGCGGCGGAAAACCUGAGAACGAAUAUUAACGUCGAUCCGGAUGUUCCACCGGAUCAUGAUGAGUACGAUGUGAAGAUUCUUCUGAAGCACCAUAGAUGCUUCGGUCCAUUUCCAGAAUCGUACGAACAGAUCGCGGACCAACAACGGUUGGCGAUUCUUACUUGGGUCAUGCAGAACAGUCCACCGGAGACUCUACGGCCGUUUCAUCUUACCACUACUAAGGAAAUCUGUCAAGACGAUAAGGAAUUCUUGCUAAGGAUAAUGAGGCUAGACCCUCGAGAUAGGCCAUCAGCACGACAACUCUUAGAAGACCAGUGGUUUAAUCAGUCUUGA